Messenger RNA from Exserohilum turcica Et28A, 246 nucleotides. RefSeq lists its product as uncharacterized. NCBI's taxonomy places the organism in Eukaryota, Fungi, Ascomycota, Dothideomycetes, Pleosporales, Pleosporaceae. The transcript is spliced from 3 exons. The coding region runs from base 1 to 246 and encodes 81 amino acids. The record is from RefSeq and is a predicted model, not a curated record.
AUGAAGUUGAUUACUUUUGCUAGUCUUGCCUUCGCAGCUGUAGCCCUUGGCACCACUGUAACAGAUACAUCUUCAGGCACCUGCAAUGCUUUGAAGAACACAUGCAUCAUUAAUAAAGACGUUACUGCGGCAUGCACCUCUGGCAAGUGCACAAAUACUGGAAAUGGUUGUUCAAUCAUUACUGUGUCGGAACCCGUGUCUCCGGAGGAAGAGAAGGUGCUCAGUGUCACUGUUUCGUGCAGUUAA